AUGGGUCACCAUUCUUGUUGCAAUCAACAGAAGGUUAAGAGAGGGCUAUGGUCGCCGGAGGAAGACGAGAAGCUCAUCCGUUACAUAACCACCCACGGCUAUGGCUGCUGGAGCGAAGUCCCCGAGAAAGCAGGGUUACAAAGAUGUGGAAAGAGUUGUCGUUUAAGGUGGAUAAAUUAUUUGAGACCAGACAUUAGAAGAGGGAGAUUUACACCUGAAGAGGAAAAGUUGAUCAUCAGCCUUCAUGGGGUUGUCGGCAACAGAUGGGCUCACAUAGCAAGUCAUCUCCCCGGAAGAACAGACAACGAGAUAAAAAACUAUUGGAAUUCAUGGAUCAAGAAAAAGAUUCGAAAGUCCAAUUCUACAACUCCGACCGCCACCACAACCACCACCGUCACCUCCGCCACCACCACCGAGCAUAUCCAACUAAGUUCGAAUCCCCACCAACUCAAUUUCCUCACUCAAGACCUAACAACCAAACAACUCUCCCUCCACCAAGAAACCCUAUUUCCAGCCCUUUCAUGCCCUCUCUUCAUGUUUGACACAUCCUCUCAAGAACUAUUCCAUGAUUCAUUGAGUCUCAACUCGGAUACUACUUGGCACAUGAACAACCACCACAACCACCUGUUUCCCACGGCGGUGCUCGGCCCUCAAAUGGGGUUAGCUGCCGGGGGGACAACGGUUAUGAACAACACGAAUAAUUAUUUGCCACCAUUGAUAGAAAACAUUGAAAGUUUGGUGACAAUGGAGGAUGAAGGAGAGAUGGCAUUGCAAUGCUUGGAAAGGCAAGAGCUGAACGAGUGGGUGGUUGAGUCAACUCAGCCACAAAACUCUAAUUUUCUAUUUUGGGAAAAUGUUGAAGGAUCUCUUGGUGGGGAAGAAAUUAUUGCACCACCUUCUUCAAAUGCUACCAUUGGAGGAGGAGGAGCUAAUAAUACAUUAUCAUCUUCUUUCCCUACAUCUCUAUAA
Messenger RNA from Benincasa hispida (wax gourd), 969 nucleotides. It is a transcript of the gene ATMYB103, whose product is annotated as myb domain protein 103. The record is from RefSeq and is a predicted model, not a curated record. Lineage: Eukaryota; Viridiplantae; Streptophyta; Magnoliopsida; Cucurbitales; Cucurbitaceae.